Molecule: messenger RNA, 4260 nt
Organism: Schistocerca nitens (vagrant locust)
Lineage: Eukaryota; Metazoa; Arthropoda; Insecta; Orthoptera; Acrididae
Exons: 3
Coding region: 1-4260 (1419 amino acids)
Source: RefSeq, a predicted model, not a curated record
AUGAACCUGCAGGCAGCGGCGGCUGAAUCUGUGCAGGUGUCUGCCGCCGUCCCUGGCCAGCCACUGAGUGUGGUGGUCGCCUUGGCCGCAGCUGGACGCUGGAGGGUCGAAACAGCCUCCUCCCCCGCCGCCACCCGCGCUGUUUCCCCUGGCUCAUGGCUGGCCGUGUUAGCUCGACUGGGGGUAAGGCGUCAGGAGGCAAUCAAGCGCUCGCGCAAGGAUGCGACGGAACACCACACCGACGCUGUUCCACCACAUGUUACAGAACACCACACCGACGCUGUUCCACCACAUGUUACAGAACACCACACCGACGCUGUUCCACCACAUGUUACAGAACACCACACCGACGCUGUCCCACCACAUGUUACAGAACACCACACUGACGCUGUCCCACCACAUGUUACAGAACACCACACCGACGCUGUACCACCACAUGUUACAGAACACCACACCGACGCUGUCCCACCACAUGUUACAGAACACCACACCGACGCUGUUCCACCACAUGUUACAGAACACCACACCGACGCUGUUCCACCACAUGUUACAGAACACCACACCGACGCUGUACCACCACAUGUUACAGAACACCACACCGACGCUGUCCCACCACAUGUUACAGAACACCACACCAACGCUGUUCCACCACAUGUUACAGAACACCACACCGACGCUGUUUCACCACAUGUUACAGAACACCACACCGAUGCUGUCCCACCACAUGUUACAGAACACCACACCGACGCUGUCCCACCACAUGUUACAGAACACCACACCGACACUGGCCCACCACAUGUUACAGAACACCACACCGACGCUGUUCCACCACAUGUUACAGAACACCACACCGACACUGUUCCACCACAUGUUACAGAACACCACACCGACACUGUCCCAACACAUGUUACAGAACACCACACCGACGCUGUUCCACCACAUGUUACAGAACACCACACCGACGCUGUUCCACCACAUGUUACAGAACACCACACCGACGCUGUUCCACCACAUGUUACAGAACACCACACCGACGCUGUCCCACCACAUGUUACAGAACACCACACCGACGCUGUCCCACCACAUGUUACAGAACACCACACCGACACUGGCCCACCACAUGUUACAGAACACCACACCGACGCUGUUCCACCACAUGUUACAGAACACCACACCGACACUGUUCCACCACAUGUUACAGAACACCACACCAACGCUGUCCCACCACAUGUUACAGAACACCACACCGACACUGGCCCACCACAUGUUACAGAACACCACACCGACGCUGUUCCACCACAUGUUACAGAACACCACACCGACGCUGUCCCACCACAUGUUACAGAACACCACACCGACGCUGUCCCACCACAUGUUACAGAACACCACACCGACGCUGUCCCACCACAUGUUACAGAACACCACACCGACGCUGUACCACCACAUGUUACAGAACACCACACCGACGCUGUUCCACGACAAGUUACAGAACACCACACCGACGCUGUUCCACCACAUGUUACAGAACACCACACCGACGCUGUUCCACCACAUGUUACAGAACACCACACCGACGCCGUCCCACCACAUGUUACAGAACACCACACCGACGCUGUUCCACCACAUGUUACAGAACACCACACCGACGCUGUCCCACCACAUGUUACAGAACACCACACCGAGGCUGUCCCACCACAUGUUACAGAACACCACACCGACUCUGUCCCACCACAUGUUACAGAACACCACACCGACGCUGUUCCACCACAUGUUACAAAACACCACACCGACGCUGUCCCACCACAUGUUACAGAACACCACACUGACGCUGUUCCACCACAUGUUACAGAACACCACACCGACGCUGUCCCACCACAUGUUACAGAACAUCACACCGACGCUGUUCCACCACAUGUUACAGAACACCACACCGACGCUGUUCCACCACAUGUUACAGAAUACCACACCGACGCUGUCCCACCACAUGUAACAGAACACCACACCGACGCUGUUCCACCACAUGUUACAGAACACCACACCGACGCUGUUUCACCACAUGUUACAGAACACCACACCGACGCUGUUCCACCACAUGUUACAGAACACCACACCGGCGCUGUCCCACCACAUGUUACAGAACACCACACCGACGCCGUCCCACCACAUGUUACAGAACACCACACCGACGCUGUCCCACCACAUGUUACAGAACACCACACCAACGCUGUCCCACCACAUGUUACAGAACACCACACCGAUGCUGUCCCACCACAUGUUACAGAACACCACACCGACGCUGUCCCACCACAUGAUACAGAACACCACACCGAUGCUGUCCCACCACAUGUUACAGAACACCACACCGACGCUGCCCACCACAUGUUACAGAACACCACACCGACGCUGUCCCACCACGUGUUACAUAACACCACAUCGAUGCUGUUCCACCACAUGUUACAGAACACCACACCGACGCUGUCCCACCACAUGUUACAGAACACCACACCGACACUGGCCCACCACAUGUUACAGAACACCACACCGACGCUGUUCCACCACAUGUUACAGAACACCACACCGACACUGGUCCACCACAUGUUACAGAACACCACACCGACACUGUCCAACCACAUGUUACAGAACACCACACCGACGCUGUCCCACAACAUGUUUCAGAACACCACACCGACGCUGUCCCACCACAUGUUACAGAACACCACACCGACGCUGUCCAACCACAUGUUACAGAACACCACACCGACGCUGACCCACGACAUGUUACAGAACACCACACCGACGCUGUCCCACCACAUGUUACAGAACACCACACCGACGCUGUCCCACCACAUGUUACAGAACACCACACCGACACUGGCCCACCACAUGUUACAGAACACCACACCGACGCUGUUCCACCACAUGUUACAGAACACCACACCGACACUGGUCCACCACAUGUUACAGAACACCACACCGACGCUGUUCCACCACAUGUUACAGAACACCACACCGAUGCUGUCCCACCACAUGUUACAGAACACCACACCGACGCUGUCCCACCACAUGUUACAGAACACCACACCGACGCUGUCCCACCACAUGUUACAGAACACCACCCCGACGCUGUCCCACCACAUGUUACAGAACACCACACCGACGCUGUUCCACCAUAUGUUACAGAACACCACACCGACGCUGUUUCACCACAUGUUACAGAACACCACACCGACGCUGUCCCACCACAUGUUACAGAACACCACACCGACGCUGUCGCACCACAUGUUACAGAACACCACACCGACACUGGCCCACCACAUGUUACAGAACACCACACCGACGCUGUUCCACCACAUGUUACAGAACACCACACCGAUGCUGUUCCACCACAUGUUACAGAACACCACACCGACACUGUCCCACCACAUGUUACACAACACCACACAGACGCUGUUCCACCACAUGUUACAGAACACCACACCGACGCUGUUCCACCACAUGUUACAGAACACCACACCGACGCUGUUCCACCACAUGUUUCAGAACACCACACCGACGCUGUCCCACCACAUGUUACAGAACACCACACCGACGCUGUCCCACCACAUGUUACAGAACACCACACCGACACUGGCCCACAACAUGUUACAGAACACCACACCGACGCUGUUCCACCACAUGUUACAGAACACCACACCGACACUGUUCCACCACAUGUUACAGAACACCACACCGACGCUGUCCCACCACAUGUUACAGAACACCACACCGACGCUGUCCCACCACAUGUUACAGAACACCACACCGACGCUGUCCCACCACAUGUUACAGAACACCACACCGACGCUGUUCCACCACAUGUUACAGAACACCACACUGACGCUGUCCCACCACAUGUUACAGAACACCACACCGACGCUGUCCCACCACAUGUUACAGAACACCACACCGACGCUGUCCCACCACAUGUUACAGAACACCACAUCGACGCUGUCCCACCACGUGUUACAUAACACCACAUCGAUGCUGUUCCACCACAUGUUACAGAACACCACACCGACGCUGUUCCACCACAUGUUACAGAACACCACCAUGACGCUGUCCCACCACAUGUUACAGAACACCACACCGACGCUGUCCCACCACAUGUUACAGAACACCACACCGACCCUGUCCCACCACAUGUUACAGAACACCACACCGACGCUGUUCCACCACAUGCGCAACAUCGACUACCGUGAAUCUUCCUUACGUCAGCAUUAA